AUGAGGAAACAGAGAAAAAUUCUAAGAAUGAUGCGUGGCGAAAAGGAGAAUCCAACAUCCACCAAUGCUGAGGCUGAGCUUGACGCUCUAUUUGCUGCUUACGAAGGUAUAUUAGCAGAGCACCGUGCUAUCCUUGACUCGGAACUUCAUGGGGUUCUGGAGACAUGCCUCCCACGCCUCAAAAACGCCACCACGAUCGCAUUGCGCUCUUACCCCCUUGAAUUCCUCCUGAUGAAAGCAAACUAUCGUUCAUUUCGCUGCCUUGGCUUACGGGAAUUUAAGAAGUUCAACAGCGAUGAUGUACUUGGUCAUUUAACAUUCGCAAGUUUUCGCAAGGAUAUGUUGUCCACGCCUUUUGGUUUGGCAAUCUCACAGGUGUUUCAAGCCAUAAUCAAAUCCAACCGAAAGAUCCGAUCCCUCCAUACGUGCGGCAAUUACGCUUGCGGGAUGAAUUUGGGGUCCUUGAAAUUGCCGGAGUCAAGAUAUGAAUUACUAUUGCCACUAUUGAGCGAUCUGACGGCUCUGCAUAUGUGUAUCCGCAUUAAGGAUCACGAGCAAGAUAACUUCGAGGAAGAGACCUUCAAACGUCUUCUCAAUAUUCUGGUCACAGUUGCACCUAAAUUGCAGAUACUGGCAUUUGCUCAAUGGAACCCCUGGGAAGAAUUAUCCCCCCUGUACUUUGAGGAUCUCUCCAGAAAGAUCCGGUUUUCCCAGUUAGAGGAAAUCCAUCUCCACUCUAUUGAGGUGACCGUGGAUACGCUCAGGCAAUUUCUUCAGACAGCAGCGCCGACGUUGAAACGGCUGAGUAUGAAUAUGAUCAGCUUGACGGAUGCGAUUAUCGCAGCACGAGAUCCAGGCCCGAUCACUGAAGAGAGAAGUAGUUGGGGCUCUUCAUUUUCCAUUGAAGUGAUAAAUGAGAUAAAGACGCUCUGGAUGCGGAGCUUUCAGUUUAUUGCAGAUGACCUAGAGUUGCAAUUUGUCCAGUUGUCUAAACUCGGUUACCGUGGGAGAGAGAUGAAGUUGCAGGAUGACUUAUAUAUGGAACGUGGGCAGCCGGAUGCACAACCGGAUUCAAGUGCACAGCCUUCUAUCGAUCCGCACGAUUUUUAUACUGAUCCAACUGGUGGCCAAUCGAUAGCUUUCUAUUUUGAUGCCGAUAAAGCGAGUAUAGCCCUCAAACAAUGGAUCAUGCAGCUUCAAAUGGAGAUGUGCAAUCCUUUGAGUCGUGCACCUUGCCGACUCCCCGGGACCAGCGGUCUGAGCUUCAACCGGGAGGGGAUGAGGUCACUUAUUAUGUACCCACCUGGACCUGUGCCAGUGGAGGACCCUGGAAGACGGUCGGCAAUUUUAGAGUUCUAG
Aspergillus luchuensis is the source of this 1359-nucleotide messenger RNA. RefSeq lists its product as uncharacterized. The transcript has a single exon. NCBI's taxonomy places the organism in Eukaryota, Fungi, Ascomycota, Eurotiomycetes, Eurotiales, Aspergillaceae. The coding region runs from base 1 to 1359 and encodes 452 amino acids. The record is from RefSeq and is a predicted model, not a curated record.